GCUCCUAAGGAGCUCGUGACAAACGCCGUGGAAGUGGCCCUCAGUGUUGGGUAUCGGCAUAUCGAUGGUGCCAGACUCUAUGCCAAUGAAAAGGAGGUUGGGGCUGCAAUUGCGGCAUCGAUGAAGAAGCUGAACUUAAAACGUGAAGACGUAUUUGUGACUUCAAAGCUUUGGUGUGAUAAGCACGCGCCUGAGGAUGUGCGCAAAGCGUGCGAAGUGUCGAUAAGUGAUCUUGGUGUGGGAUAUUUGGAUCUGUACUUGAUACACCGUCCCGAGUCGUUUAAAGUCAAAGAAGGUGUUGCAUUCAACAAUGCUGACCCGAGCACAGUCGUGUUUGAAUACCACAAGAUUGAGGAUACGUGGAGGGCAAUGGAGGAGUUGGUGUCAGCAGGAUUAGUCAAAUCGAUUGGUGUUUCAAAUUUUAACAAAAGACAGAUGGAGCGUAUUUUAGCAUCGUGCACAAUCGUGCCGGCAGUGAAUCAGGUGGAGGUCAAUGUUCACUGGCUGAAUACGGAGCUGAUCGAGUUUUGUCACUCGAGGAACAUAGUGGUUGAGGGGUAUGCACCCCUCGGGUCUACUGGUUUUGUGAAAGGUCAGGUGAAGCCGGUGCUGGAGGAGGAGAGUGUUGUGGCGAUUGCGCGCAAACACAAUAAGACACCUGCACAGGUGUUACUGCGACACGGACUGCAGCGGGGUAUUGUUGUCCUCGUGAAAAGUGUCACUCCGGAACGCAUAAAGUCGAAUUUUGAUGUGUUUGAUUUCGAGCUAACGGAUGGGGAGAUGGCGAAACUCAAUAGCAUCGGUGUCAACAAACGCGUUUUUCGUGCAUUAGCCCUCACCAAGCACCCGGAGUACGCGUUCAAAGAUGGUUGCUGA
Molecule: messenger RNA, 876 nt
Organism: Hydatigera taeniaeformis
Lineage: Eukaryota; Metazoa; Platyhelminthes; Cestoda; Cyclophyllidea; Taeniidae
Source: the annotation of a GenBank genome assembly